AUGCCUUCGGAACAGGGACACCGACUCUAUGUCAAGGGUCGCCACUUGAGCUACCAGCGUGGAAAGCGCAACACCAACCCUAACACGAGUCUGGUCAAGAUCGAGGGCGUCGAUGACCCCAAGGCUGCCGGCUUCUACCUGGGCAAGAAGGUCGCUUUUGUCUACCGGGCCAAGCGUGAGGUCCGGGGCUCCAACAUUCGCGUGAUCUGGGGCAAGGUCACCCGGCCGCACGGCAACUCCGGUGUUGUGCGCGCCAAGUUCCGCAACAACCUCCCUCCCCGCUCCUUCGGCGCCACGGUCCGCGUCAUGCUCUACCCCUCCAACAUCUAA
This is a messenger RNA of Penicillium lagena, 330 nucleotides long. RefSeq names its product 60S ribosomal protein eL33. The record is from RefSeq and is a predicted model, not a curated record. Gene Ontology annotation, cellular component: ribosome; cytosolic large ribosomal subunit. NCBI's taxonomy places the organism in Eukaryota, Fungi, Ascomycota, Eurotiomycetes, Eurotiales, Aspergillaceae. The transcript is spliced from 5 exons. Gene Ontology annotation, molecular function: structural constituent of ribosome. Gene Ontology annotation, biological process: ribosomal large subunit biogenesis; cytoplasmic translation. The coding region runs from base 1 to 330 and encodes 109 amino acids.